AGAAAAAAAUAAAAGAAGAAAAAAACAGUGAGACUGUGUGACUCCUGAAGCCAACAUUGUGUGACAGUGAGAAAGAAGAGGAACGUCGUUUUAGUUUUAGUUUUAUUGUAAAACUCUAAACCCUUUCAUGUCGACCUCCGAGGACCCAAAUGUAACAACGGCACAAGAACAAGAACAAGAGCCAGAGCAAGAACAAGAAGAACAAGAUCAACAAUCGGAAGAAUGGGAAACCAUGGCUCGAGCGUGGCUCUGUUCCUUCCCGGAGGCGAAAGAAGUGAGCAUGGCAGAAGUGGAAGCGUGGAUCGACUCCAACCUCGCCUCUCUUCCCGAAGGCCUUCGAUCCAUGCCUCGCCCCGAUCUCUCCAACCGACUCAUCUCCUUCCAGAAUUGCAUAAGACUCCCCAACCAGGAAGCGAGUCAGCUUGAUCUUCCGCAAGCGCGGUUUCAGCGCACUGAUCAGUGGAUUCCGGUGUAUUCGUGGCUGGAGACUUUGGAUAAGGAUGAGGUGGUUAAGUCCAAGGAGAUUUCUGACUGGUUAACGGAGAACCCUAAGGUUCAAGAACAGUUGUGCUCCCGGCAUUCGCGAUACCAUUUGAUGCAUUACAUAAAAAAAUGUCAUCUCAAGAUAUUAAAAAGAAGGGAUAAGAAGAAGGGUUUAGAGCAGCCUGACAAAGACUCGCCGUUGAAGAUUCAGAAAGAUGUGGUGAUGAAACACUCAGCUCCCCUUCCAAGUAGUUCUGUAAGUAAUCUGCCCAAAGAUAGUGAUUUGUUCUUGGCCAAAAAAAAUGAAGCCUAUCGUAAAUAUGAGAUUUUAGUGGAGUUGGAGAAGCUGCUUUCCCCCGCAUUCUCAAAGCAACCUAGCAUAUAAAUCAGUUAGUGUUGGAAACAUCAACUGUGGUGUCUGCAUUACGUUUGACUUAAUAGGUGCCCAUUCUCAUUUAAAUGGAAUGGUAGAUCAUAUAUGUAAAAAGUAGUGUAGCGGAAUUAUUUUUACCAUCAUCUGACCAUCACAGAAAUUUCAGAAAUGACGAAUCUGAGCUGGAUUGAAGUUUUCUCUAACGUGAGUAAUUAAACAUUUUUGUGAACUUCUGUGGGAUGAUAAAUAAUUG
Messenger RNA from Vigna umbellata (rice bean), 1109 nucleotides. Lineage: Eukaryota; Viridiplantae; Streptophyta; Magnoliopsida; Fabales; Fabaceae. The record is from RefSeq and is a predicted model, not a curated record.